CUCGGUUCUGUCAUGUUUGUGGAAGUAAUUGUUGAUACUUUUUAUGUUAUUAGAAUCUAUCAUGUAUAAUUAAGUUUGAGACAAGUCUCAUUGAAACAUUCGCUGUUUCAAUUUCGUUACCGCAACAUGAUUCUAACAAUUAAAAAGUCGAAAGAAGCCUGAAUACAUUCAAUAAAUGCCGGCAGUUAUUAAUCAAACACGUUACAUUUUUAUCUACAGCCACUCACUUUUGUUUACGUAUGCGAAUUGAUUAUAAAUAUAUAUCAGCUUAUUUUGCAUGUUGCUUUCUCUGGAAAGUUUUUAAUUUGAGUUAAUUCAGUAAAAAUCAAAAUGAAAGUUUCCUCUUUUCUUAUGUGUAUUGCGUAUAUUUUUUAUUAUUUCAAUCCUUCUUAUGGAAAUGAUCCUGAAGAAAAAAAAUCUGAAUCCUUCGAAGAAGAAAAAUAUGGAGUAAAAUAUGCUGGAGAAUGCGAAGUUUGCAAAUAUCUUGUUGUCGAACUGGAAAAUAGACUAUCCGAAACUGGCAAAUCUCACGAUGUUUUAGAAAUAGGAUAUGAACUUGAUCCUGCAGCACGAAAAAAGAAGAAAUAUGCUCAGUCUGAACUUCGUCUGGUUGAAUCCUUGGAAGGAAUAUGUGAUAGAUUACUCGAUUAUAACAUCCAUAAAGAAAGGAAAGAUAGUACUAGAUUUGCAAAAGGAAUGAGCACAACUUUCAAAGUGUUACAUGAUUUGGCAGAUAAAGGAGUCAAAGUCGAACUUGGAAUUCCAGAAGAACUAUGGGAUAAACCAUCUGCUGAAGUAACACAUUUGAAAAUGCAGUGUGAAAAUUUGUUAGAGAAGCAUGAAUCUGAUAUUGAAGAUUGGUACUUUAAGCAUCAAGAUAUUCCUUUGAAGCAAUAUUUGUGUAUUGAUAAAGCGCUACAUAAAGGAGAUACAGGCUGUCUUGAUGAAGCAUAUGUACCCUCCAAACCAGAAGAGAAAGGUGAAAAACAAGGAACAAAAUCUAAGUCAAAAAACAAAUCUAAGAAACCAAAAGUAGCUGUGCCAAAUAAGAAUGAUGAAUCAAAGGAUGAAUUGUAAAAGUAUUGAAUGAUUUAAUACUUAAUUAUGUUUGUCCAAAUUACAAUCAUACUUUGGAUAUUUUUUUAAUAUGUUUUCCAGAUAUUUUUUUUAAAAAUGUAAAUAUGUAUUUUGUGAAUCAACAUAAUAAAAGUGCUUUUUCUUGUUUCUUUGUACAUAUUAAAAGUGCCUAUAGUUUUUUUAAUGAACCAGUCUUUUGCAUGUUAUAUUGCAACUUCCAUUUUGAUAGUGACUGUAGAUAGGAUGCUGUAUAAUAUUU
This is a messenger RNA of Uloborus diversus, 1336 nucleotides long. RefSeq names its product protein canopy 4-like (gene CNPYb). The record is from RefSeq and is a predicted model, not a curated record. Lineage: Eukaryota; Metazoa; Arthropoda; Arachnida; Araneae; Uloboridae. The coding region runs from base 331 to 1077 and encodes 248 amino acids. The transcript has 6 exons.